This is a messenger RNA of Cordyceps militaris CM01, 267 nucleotides long. RefSeq lists its product as uncharacterized. The coding region runs from base 1 to 267 and encodes 88 amino acids. The transcript has a single exon. NCBI's taxonomy places the organism in Eukaryota, Fungi, Ascomycota, Sordariomycetes, Hypocreales, Cordycipitaceae. The record is from RefSeq and is a predicted model, not a curated record.
AUGGUGGCCGUGUCUAUGAAACGAAGCCGGCUUCGGCAUCACAACAAGUCGGCGGCCCCGCGCAUCCGCAUCCUGCUCGCGCGCGUCUACCUGCAGACCUUUGACGUCAGCCACGUCGAAGAGCAUGAUGACACCGCUGUCGUCGUCGUCGCGGGCUCGGCGCGCAGGCUGCUCGAGGUCGACGACGAGAGGGCGCGGCGCGAGCGUCGAUGGCGGCACUGUACAAGGCUGCAUAUCGAGCAGCUGUAUCGAUUUGAGGAAGCAUAA